UGACCGACGGCUUUUCAGGUCCCCCAAAAGCCGCCAAGGCAUCACAAUGGUGCGCCCCACUGCCCCACGAUAUUGCUAGCUGAUGCUCUGGUACUUUACCAAACAAUAAUAAACGAGGAUUGGAACGUUACCCAUGACCUGAACCUCAGAGAUGACCUCUCCUUUCAAAGCCGGGUACUUCCAAACCCUCGACUUCUCAGCCACAGACCAGGUCGUCGUAGAGGACCAGAUAUAUGGCAGACACACCAUCACGGAGCCCGUCCUGGUGGAGCUCCUAGGCUCGCCCGCCCUCGCCCGCCUGGCCGGCGUCAACCAGCACGGCAUAUCGGGCCUGCUGAACAUCACGCCGCGGGUGACGCGGAUGGAGCACUCGGUCGGGGCCAUGCUGCUCGUGCGGCACGUCGGUGCCCGCGUGGACGAGCAGGUCGCCGCCCUGCUGCACGACAUCGGCCACACCACCAUGAGCCACGUCGUCGACUUCGCCCUGUCGGCCCCCGGCGAGGGCAGCUACCACGAGGUCCACAAGAUGCGCUACGUCGAGACGACGCGCAUCCCGGAGAUCCUCGCGCGGCACGGCUUCGCCGAUCUGAGGCCGCUGGAGGAGGAGCUGUUCCCGCUCGUCGAGCAGCCGGCGCCCCAUCUCUGUGCCGACAGGCUGGACUACGGGCUGCGCGACGCCGUGGGGUUUGAUCAUCUGAAGCUGGAUGAGGCCAGGAGAGUAGUGGCCUCGCUGAAGGCGGUCCCCAGCGCCACCUCGCCGACACGGCUGUUGGUGCUCCAGGAUGCGCAGCUUGCUUUGGCGCUCGCGAGGGCGUACAUGGCCUGCGACAGGAGCGUCUGGGGCAACACGGCGCAUGGAGAUCUGUACAUCAGGACGGCGAACCUCAUGCGGGCUCUGAUCAGAAAUGGCAGCGUGCAGACAGACGAGUUGUGGACACUGUCGGACGACGAGUUCUGGGCCAAGAUGCGGCACGCAGCUGACGCCGAGGGUCAAAAGGCUAUGGAUCGGCUGGAAACGGAGGGCCUUCCGGACGAGAAGGGCUUGCCGCUACCACGAGGUGCGAAAGUGCGGACGCUGGAUCCAGACAUAGUCACGUCGUCUUCGGAUCAGCCUCUGCCGCUGUCUGUGGUGUCACCAGAUUAUGCCAAGGAGAAACAGGAGUAUAUCCGCGCCAGGAGAGCCUUGUAUGCACCUGCAUAAAUAAACACUGACUACACAACUUAGAAACUUGACACUUUCACAGCGAGAUUGAAAGACACUCCGCAUCCACUCAUGCCCUGACAGAUUAGAUUCAAAAGAAUUACAAAGAACCACAGUGGGAAAACAUGACCGCAGGCCUUCAUCUGAUUUCAGUUGGUCAAAUUGUGCGAAUUCGUCCGCAUUUCCGUUACUGAGAUACUUGGUAGUUCAACUCUGAAGAUCCUCCCAACUCUUUUCAUUGUAACUGUCCAUUCUGGACCUAAUCUCUGUAAGCACUUCAAGAUGGCCAGUGUAUAUUGGAAAUAAGAGAAAAGAAUAUACAAAGGGUAUAU
Messenger RNA from Truncatella angustata, 1533 nucleotides. RefSeq lists its product as uncharacterized. Gene Ontology annotation, biological process: dGTP catabolic process. Gene Ontology annotation, cellular component: nucleus. Bases 152 to 1201 code for a protein of 349 amino acids. The record is from RefSeq and is a predicted model, not a curated record. The transcript has a single exon. NCBI's taxonomy places the organism in Eukaryota, Fungi, Ascomycota, Sordariomycetes, Amphisphaeriales, Sporocadaceae. Gene Ontology annotation, molecular function: dGTPase activity.